GCGAAGCGCAUGUUCAGGUCCAAACGGGCAGGGCUUGUGCGGCGCCUUUGGAGAAGCCGGGUCCUCCCCGACGGAGGAGGAGGCGGAGGCGGCGGUAGCAGCAGCGGCAGCGGAGGACCGGGAGGAGGAGAUGCGGGGAGCAGCAGCCUCAGGAGGAGCGAGGAGCCCGGCGGGAGCGAGGGGAGGCGCCCGGUGAGCUGCGGAGGCGCCGUCGAGGAGCCGGCCGCGCCGGAGGGCUCCAUGGUGCGCGGCGACGGCGACCUCCUGGCUGAGGAGGCCGAGAUGGCCGCGGCGCAAGAAGCCGAGGGCGGCGGCCCGAAGGAAGCCGGCUGGCGGGCUCAGGAGAGCGACGGCCGGACGGUGAGCUGCUGUCUCUUCAAGGAGCGGGGCUUAGACGGCGCCUCCGGCCCCGACGGCCGCUCCGGCCUGGCUCUGCUGGAGCAGGAGCUGAAGAGCGUCACCUACUCGCUUCUGAAGCGCCUCAAGGAGCGCUCCCUCGACAGUCUGCUGGAGGCCGUCGAGUCCCGCGGAGGGCUGCCCAGCGGCUGCGUCCUGGUCUCCCGGGCCGAGCUCGAAGGGCGGCUGGGCGGCCAUCCAGCUCCGCCUCAGCUGCUCCUGGGCAAACUCUUCCGCUGGCCGGACCUCCAGUGCCCCGCCGAGCUGAAGCCGCUGUGCGAGUGCCGGAGCUUCGGCCUCCCCGACGGGCCCACCGUCUGCUGCAACCCCUACCACUUCAGCCGGCUGUGCGGGCCAGAAUCGCCACCCCCUCCUUAUUCCCGGCUGUCUCCAAAGGAUGAGCAAAAGCCAUUGAACCUUUCAAAUUCCACAUUGUCCUACACUGAAACGGAGGCUACAAAUUCGCCCAAUGUCAUCGCCGGAGACUUUUCUGAUGCCAGCAUGUUGCCUGAUGCCGUGAAACACAGCCACUGGUGCAGCGUCGCCUACUGGGAGCAUCGGACACGCGUGGGUCGCCUCUACACAGUGUACGAACAGUCUGUCAGUAUAUUUUAUGACCUACCUCAAGGAAACGGCUUCUGCCUCGGACAGCUCAACCUGGAGAACAGAAACGAGACGGUCCAGAGGACUCGGAACAAGAUCGGAUAUGGGAUUUUGCUCAGCAAAGAAGCGGACGGCGUGUGGGCUUACAACCGAAGCGAACACCCCAUCUUUGUCAAUUCCCCAACCCUGGACAUUCCCAGCUGUCGGACCUUAAUCGUGCACAAAGUGAUGCCUGGGUAUUCGAUCAAAGCCUUUGACUACGAGAAAUCCUGUCUCUUGAAACAUGCCACUGACUUAGAGUACCCAGACGGGCCCUAUGACCCGAAUAGUGUCCGGAUCAGCUUUGCGAAAGGCUGGGGGCCCUGCUACUCCAGGCAAUUUAUCACCUCUUGUCCCUGCUGGCUAGAAAUUUUGCUCAACAGAAACAACAGGUAGCUGUUGGAGGACCCCAAAUAUCAUCUACCUAGAUUUAAUAUAAAGUUUUAUAUAUAUAUAAAUAUAUAUAUUAUAUGAAAAUAUAUAUAUUAUACUUGUAAUUAUGGAGUCAUUUUUACAAUGUCAUUAUUUAUGUACGGUGCAAUGUGUAUAUGGACAAAAAAAUGGAAAAUGCACUUUGGCUAAAAGUCUUUCAGUACUACAGUUGUUUUUUAAAAAAAAAUGAUGGAAAAAAUAUACAGCAAAUAUUGGAGUAUUUGCCAGGAUUUUGGCUGUAUAGUUUUUUUUUUAAUCGUAAUAUCCAGGCCAAAAGCUAGUACCAGUUGCUCAUUGAUAAUAAACUAUUUGCAUUUAUAGGUGUCCCCAUUG
Molecule: messenger RNA, 1803 nt
Organism: Ahaetulla prasina
Lineage: Eukaryota; Metazoa; Chordata; Lepidosauria; Squamata; Colubridae
Gene: SMAD6
Product: SMAD family member 6
Exons: 4
Coding region: 10-1434 (474 amino acids)
Biological process (GO): transforming growth factor beta receptor signaling pathway; BMP signaling pathway; cell differentiation
Cellular component (GO): heteromeric SMAD protein complex
Molecular function (GO): I-SMAD binding; transcription regulator inhibitor activity
Source: RefSeq, a predicted model, not a curated record